This is a messenger RNA of Heterobilharzia americana, 516 nucleotides long. NCBI's taxonomy places the organism in Eukaryota, Metazoa, Platyhelminthes, Trematoda, Strigeidida, Schistosomatidae. The record is from the annotation of a GenBank genome assembly.
AUGAUCUGGUAUCGCUCUCAUCUUUUAAUUAUCCUACUUGUAAUCAUAUGGAUCUUGUGUUCAAUCCUAGUUUUUAAUAACUAUAAAGAAAACGCAACGGUUAUAAAACGUGUCUUGUUCACAUCUGAAUCGCUACAUUUCGAUAUCAAAUCUCCAUUGCCGAAUUCUACUUGUCGCCACAUUAGACAGAGUCAUACAUUCUGUGUCGAUGAAAUAGGAUAUCUCUGCAACUAUACUGACCUGUUGACAAGUAGUUGUUGUCCGUCUGGGAACUUCAAACAGCGCUUUGUUUGUCAUUCAUGCAAAGCUAAUCAUUGUUGUUCUGUCUAUGAGCACUGUGUAUCGUGUUGCUUAAAUCCGAAUAAUAAACGUCUGUGGAAUCAAGUUAUUAAGAAUACCAAGGCUAACGGUAGACGAUAUCUAUUGUUAUCUACUGAUUCAUUUGAAUUCUGUUCUGCAGUUUGUAGAACGUCUUCACUGACUGUUUUACAUGAAAAUCAAUAUCGGCUCUUUUAA